GCCGCGUUGAAUGUUAUAAAACGAGGAAGAACCCAUGUGGUCUGUAAGAUACCAAUGCGCCAAACUGUUGAGUGAGACUUCUUAUCGAAAGUUCUGAUCAAGAAAAUCCAUCUUAUCGAUACAACACACCCCGAGAUGUCGAACAGAAAAGAUCACGGGCUGAAGGAACACGGUCUGUCGGAUGACGCCGUGGAGGCCGGCCAUGACUUCAUACACGAUGCAGAGGUUGAGGAGGAAAGGAGACACAGCGGAGACCCAAACACGAUGCCGUCGAUGUCUUCGCAGCAGAAGAAAGGCGUAAAUCUGGAAGGGAUGGAGUCGAGCAACCCGAUAGGACAGGACAAAGCUGGCAAGAAGGCUUGAUCGCAAAUGCUUCUCGAUUGAGAUGUGUUAAAGGCAAGGGAUUUUGCAGAAGGAGUUUCCAUACAAACAAAUUGUCGUUAGUAUUUUAGGGUCAUGAUAUUUCUUCUACAAAAACCUACUGAGUGCUCAUUAAGACAAAUUCGAGUCCACGCAUCUCAUAGGAGCAACCCAUGUGUCCAGAAUCAGCGGAAGUAAUUAUGUCAUCCAUCCGCCUUCGCAACACAGCAUUGAACUGAUCUUAGCUAGUUGAGCCUGAGAAGUGAGCUUUCAAGGACGUCCAACAUCAUUUCCGUCGAUUCAGUGCUGUCUUUCUCUGAGUAUGCACUUUUACAACUUGGCGCUUUUCAGGAUCGGGCGGAGUGCUGUGUGGAUAAGACAU
This is a messenger RNA of Colletotrichum godetiae, 742 nucleotides long. RefSeq lists its product as uncharacterized. The coding region runs from base 136 to 363 and encodes 75 amino acids. The transcript is spliced from 2 exons. Lineage: Eukaryota; Fungi; Ascomycota; Sordariomycetes; Glomerellales; Glomerellaceae. The record is from RefSeq and is a predicted model, not a curated record.